Penicillium daleae is the source of this 1458-nucleotide messenger RNA. RefSeq lists its product as uncharacterized. Lineage: Eukaryota; Fungi; Ascomycota; Eurotiomycetes; Eurotiales; Aspergillaceae. The coding region runs from base 1 to 1458 and encodes 485 amino acids. Gene Ontology annotation, molecular function: protein binding. The transcript has 2 exons. The record is from RefSeq and is a predicted model, not a curated record.
AUGAUUCACGAUGUACGCCUUCCUCAGCCUACCCAGCCAUCUCCAACACCAGUGGUUACGGCAAAUCCGAAUAGCAUGAACCCGAAGUCAGUAUGGGGGAAGCAAACUUCUUUGGAGACACAAGAUGAUGGCCAAUAUCAUCCAAAUCAACAAGCGUUUGGGGAAGAGCCAAAUCCCUUGAAUUCUGCGAAGUUGAAUGGCUAUUUCGAUAGUCAGUCAAAAAAAGGCGGGGUUCAAGCGAACCAACAAACCACUUCGGCGCAAACAGAAUCAACUCCAGGCUCGCAUGACCUCGAAAGCCCACAGGCAGCGGGACCUUCGUCGCAGCAGGUGAACUGGCCAGGUUACGCUUCGAGCUUAACAGCUAUUGUGAUACCGACUGCGGCACCCAUCCAACAAGAAUCAUUGAUCUCAUCUAGUCCAACAGCGUUAGCUGCUGCAACGGGGUUAGCUGCUGUUUCUGCGUUACCCAAUCACCCAGCACAAGGACGGUCUGGUACCUCAAUGCGGGCUGCAGCUAUUGCUCUAUCUGUCAUCGUUGCCUUAGCCAUUAUCGGGGCACUGAUUUUGCUCCCUCUGUUCAGGAAGCGCAGAAGCCUCCAAAAAGCCCUUGCCAACCAACAAAACAAUUCUGAAACAGCCAUCACAACCCAAGGAGUGGACUUGUCAAGCCUACAACCCCACGGCGAGAAACCGAUGCCUUUAAUUUCAGGUCGUUUCGGGCCUGGGAUAAAAAAGUUUAUUCGUCUUCCAUGUUCUGUAUUCAACCAUGUUGUCAACCGAAUAAGGAGAGCUCCCACCGAUCACGACACAGAACUUGAGAAAGAUGUUUAUUCUGUGCCAAAGCUUUCAACACCUACAUUGGCUGGAUCGUCGAUAUACACGACAAGGUCCAUAUCAGAUGCAGGGAGUGUAGAGAGAUCCAAGUCACCUGUGGCUUCUAUAAACGAACAAUCAGAUCGGCUUUCAGCAGUGCAUAUUGAUUCGUCGGAUUAUAAGAUGACGGAAGAGCAACCCGAACUGCUGCUGCCGACAAGAACAGAAAGCAAAGAACCGCACGGUGUUUAUGGUGCGGCAUCGUUAGAGAAUCCUAGCAUUGGAAACCUCCUUGCUGCCAGUCCCUUGAUCAACAACGUUCAUGUUGUUGAAAUGGAUUUUGUUCCCUCCCGAGAUGGGCAAUUGGAGCUUCAUACAGGCCAACUCUUGGGUAUAUCACAGGUUUUUGAUAAUGGAUGGGCUCUUGGCGUCAGACUUGACCGUCCUGAGGCAGGCUUGGUACCCCGCAGUCACCUCUCUGCUCGCCCCAGCAGACAGCAAGUCCAAUGCAGUGGCAGUGACGACAGGAGAGGAUCAAAAAGAUACUCUCUUCCACGACAAUCCAUCGGUGUUUUAUCUUCCCGCUUUUAUUCAUUUUUUUCUAAACUUGAGCAACAACCGCAGAACGCGUCUCAUGUCUAA